This is a messenger RNA of Alternaria metachromatica, 363 nucleotides long. RefSeq lists its product as uncharacterized. The record is from RefSeq and is a predicted model, not a curated record. The coding region runs from base 1 to 363 and encodes 120 amino acids. The transcript has 2 exons. Gene Ontology annotation, cellular component: membrane. Gene Ontology annotation, molecular function: transmembrane transporter activity. Lineage: Eukaryota; Fungi; Ascomycota; Dothideomycetes; Pleosporales; Pleosporaceae.
AUGGGCUUCUCUCAGGAAGUCACACUCGUAUUGACAUGCCCACCUUACUUGAUUGCGGGCGCAUUCUCCGUCGCAUGGGCCAUAUCAUCCGGCCAUUUCAACGAACGCACCUGGCACAUCACCAUUGCCAAAGGCGUGGCUGUCUUUGGCUUCGUGCUCGGCUGCGCGACUAUGAAUGUGGGCGCGAGGUACUUCGCCAUGUGCGUCUUUACCAUCGGCACGUAUGGCGUCAACAGCAUUAUUCUUGGAUGGGUGUCCUCAACCUGUGGGCAAACGAGGGAGAAGAAAUCUGCGGCGCUGGCUAUUGCCAACGUCGCAGCUACACUCAGCUUGAUCUGGACUCCCGUAAGUCUCGCAUCUUGA